This is a messenger RNA of Bicyclus anynana (squinting bush brown), 1560 nucleotides long. RefSeq names its product oxygen-dependent coproporphyrinogen-III oxidase (gene Coprox). The transcript is spliced from 9 exons. The record is from RefSeq and is a predicted model, not a curated record. Gene Ontology annotation, cellular component: mitochondrial intermembrane space; cytoplasm. The coding region runs from base 60 to 1310 and encodes 416 amino acids. Gene Ontology annotation, molecular function: coproporphyrinogen oxidase activity. NCBI's taxonomy places the organism in Eukaryota, Metazoa, Arthropoda, Insecta, Lepidoptera, Nymphalidae.
GAAACUUGCGAGUGUUCAUAUCUAAAUAUUCACUAUUUUGUCGUUAAAACUAUUAAAAAAUGUCUUACAAAGUGGCUAUAAGAAGUUUCAAGACCCUUACUUAUGUGGGAAGUUAUAAAAAACUAAGGGACCGACCAGUACCUUACUACUGUGCAGCAUUACUAGGAGCUGGAAUAGUCACCUACAAUCAAUACAAACAAAACAAAUAUAGAGCAGAAGCAAAGGAGAUAAUGCAGCUGAGGAACUACAUGGCUGAACCUAUCACUCCAAUCAGCCAACUGGAGAAAACUCAGGAUGAUAUGAAGGCACAGAUGGAGAUGCUUAUAAUGAGGAUACAAGCAGAGUUCUGUAGGGCUUUGGAAAAAGAGGAGGAUGAGGCAUGGAAUGACGAAAAAACAGAAGACGAAUAUGACUAUGAAAAUGAUAUAUUUCUACCUUCACCGGAAGCAAAGUUCAAAGUGGAUCGUUGGACACGAAAGGAGGGCGGGGGUGGGAUUACAUGUGUCUUACAAGAUGGUAGGGUGUUUGAAAAGGCUGGUGUAAACAUAUCUGUCGUCUCGGGUAAGUUGCCGCCUGCUGCCGUUCAGCAAAUGAAAAGCAGGGGUAAAAACUUUGAGAACAAAGAGCUACCAUUCUUCGCGGCUGGCGUGAGUGCCGUCAUCCACCCGCGAAAUCCCAUGGUGCCCACCAUACACUUCAACUAUAGGUACUUCGAAGUCGAGGAUAAGAAUGAGGUCCACUGGUGGUUCGGAGGUGGCACAGACUUGACUCCCUACUACCUCAAUGAAGAAGAUGCGAUACAUUUUCACAUGACGCUCAAACAUGCCUGCGACGCCCAUGAUGCCAGCUACUAUGAAAAGUUCAAGAAGUGGUGUGACGAUUAUUUCCACAUUCCUCACCGCGGGGAACGGCGUGGAGUUGGCGGAAUAUUUUUCGACGAUGUCGAUCAACCAAACCAACAGUCUGCUUUUGAAUUCGUAACAUCAUGCGCCGAAGCAGUAAUACCCAGUUAUUUACCAAUAGUUCAAAAACACAAGGAUGACGCCUACGGUUAUUACGAACGUCAGUGGCAGCUGCUUCGCAGAGGUCGUUACGUGGAAUUUAAUCUGAUUUACGACAGAGGCACUAAAUUCGGACUCCAUACACCUGAAGCAAGAUACGAAUCCAUUCUUAUGUCGCUUCCUCUUAAUGCCAAAUGGGAGUACAUGCACGAACCAAAGCCGAAUUCACCUGAAGCAAAAUUAAUGCAAGUUCUAAAGGUGCCAAGAGAUUGGCUGCUCAUACAAAAAUCAAAAAGUUCAACAACGUAACUCAUACAAUAGUGUUUAAAUAUGUCUAGAGUUAAAUAAAAAUAAUUAAGUAAACUUCAGAAGAGCUCUAUCCAGUCUUUUGUUGUUAAGUAUGAAUAGUCUUCAUUAAAAUAUGACAAAGAUUUCUCAUGUACUCGUGAGCUCUGGUUAUGUAGACAUGGUUGCGGGAUAUCGGCAAGAUUUUUAAAAAGUUUUAAUAAUGAGUAUUUAAAUUUAUUUUUUAUAAACCUUAAUAAAUUAUUUACAGUUU